AUGGCGCAUAUGGUUUUACGUUAAAUUCGCCUUGACUUAUGCCAUAUGUUUAAAUUCGCCGAAGACCCAAUUCGCCUUUCUUUAUUUACUAAAUAAAUUCGGCAAAUUACGAGCGGGAGAAAAAUAAUUAUUUGGCUUCCGAUUAAUUGUAAAAAAUAAGUAAUGUUUAAUUGUGAAAAAUAUGAAACAAUAUUUAUAAAGUUUUGAACCGAGAAAUUUGUAUUGAAAAAUGGGCACGGAAAAUCCACAUGAAGCAAGGACCGGUAGUGGUUGCGGCACAAGUAGACGGAACAGCAGUUGCGGUGGUUACAGCAAUAUUGAUGCCACCCCAAUGCCAAAGCACAUACCAUUUCCUGAGUUUUCCGGCAGUUCAGAACUUAUCAAUGAGCUGGUGAUGUUUCUUUUCACAACCUUUGCCUCCGCAAUGCAAUUUAUUAACAUUUACCGCACGCUAUGGUGGAUGCCGGAAUCUUAUAUAAAGCAUACAGUUAAUGUUCAUCUCAUUGAACCAUACUUGGUAGCGUUCAUCGUAUUGCUGAUGUCGCGGCGUUUCAUUUAUUGUUUUCUUAUACGCGGCCAGGAUUUGCUACACAGCUUUAACAGCAAAUACCGCCGCCUGUAUAGAGUUUUUAUUAAAUACAGUUUUAUUAGCUGGUUUGCAAUACUACUUGGCUUUUGUGUUUUUAAAAUUUACAUAAAACACUCCUUUAUACCCGUAUUUUUGCUCAUCUACCCUCUCGUCAUUUACGUGCUCGUAUUUGGCUUUCAAAUCGAAUCAUUUUUACGCAGCUCGUGCGAAGUUGAAGGUGCCUACUUCAAUGGGAUGCCAAUGCAUUGCUGCUCCAGCAGUCCUGAUACCAUACGCGAUGAAAUUGAUGUACUACGGAAUGAUUUCAACAUACGAUUCAAGCAAAUUUUCUUCACCUCGAUGUUGAAUGCUUACUACGUAGGCCUUGUUCCCUGUUUCUUUACUGUUUCCAUCUACUACAACGUUAUCUGGGCAUAUCAGAAUGCAUUUUACUUUUGGAUAAGUUGUCUUACCAUGGCAGCAGCAUUUGGUUUUCCGUCAAAGUAUAGCGAUAUAUUACAUCGCGCAUCGUUACACUUAGGUUACUGGUCGCGAAUGGAUGUACGUGGCAUUGGUAGUUGUAGUGGUGGCGGUGGUGCGUCUACUGCCACAGCUGCUUCAUGGAAACUUAACAGCGUAUGGGUCCAGGGCAGUGUGGUGAAGCAUAAUGGAGAGUUAUUCAGCUGUCUAAGUCCAGUAACUGUUGCAUUGCCAGGAAAUUCUAGUCAUUCUAGAUUUUAUAAACUCUUCCGCAAUCCAUCCAUUAUAUACAUGGUACUCACGGGUCUCCAAGCAGCCAAUGUUCUCGCAGGUAUAAUAGUUUUAUAUUAUGCCGUCGAAUGGCAUUUUGUGUUGUCGCUGAGCUUUGUAACGCUCACAAACCAAUUUACGUUUUUCAAAAUCAUGCGCGACUAUUUGGUUACGAAACGCAUUUACACAGCGGAAGCAGCAAUAGCAGAACAGACCAAAGCGAAUGCGCAGCAUAGCAACUAAAAGAGAAAACGGAGACUAAGAGACUGCAUACAUGGGCGAAAUAAAAUAAACAAUCACCACAGACUGCGAGAUUCUGAAUAAUUUCCAUGCAUAUUUCUUAAUUUCUAGUUUAAAUAUUUAUGUAUAUUUUCGCUAUUUUGGCGUUGGAAUUCCGUAUUUAUUUCUAAAAUAGUUACUUUGUUCAUUCAACAUUUUUUAUAUUUCAUUACAUAAAAGAUAGUAAAAUGCUAAGUAAACACUGCAAGACUUCAUAAAUAAUAAAAAAUAAAAAGGUAACUUAGCCAAA
Rhagoletis pomonella (apple maggot) is the source of this 1847-nucleotide messenger RNA. Its product is annotated as transmembrane protein 39A-A. The record is from RefSeq and is a predicted model, not a curated record. The transcript has 4 exons. Lineage: Eukaryota; Metazoa; Arthropoda; Insecta; Diptera; Tephritidae. Gene Ontology annotation, cellular component: membrane. Bases 230 to 1561 code for a protein of 443 amino acids.